Molecule: messenger RNA, 5028 nt
Organism: Pseudophryne corroboree (corroboree frog)
Lineage: Eukaryota; Metazoa; Chordata; Amphibia; Anura; Myobatrachidae
Exons: 26
Coding region: 1-4323 (1440 amino acids)
Biological process (GO): regulation of transcription by RNA polymerase II
Cellular component (GO): nucleus
Molecular function (GO): mRNA binding
Source: RefSeq, a predicted model, not a curated record
AUGAUGGGAGAUCUCCCGGUGAUAAUGAUCAGAGUAACCUCACAAGAGGAUGAUGGGAGAUCUCCCGGUGAUAAUGAUCAGAGUAACAUCACAAAGAGGAUGAUGGGAGAUCUCCCGGUGAUAAUGAUGAGAAGUGAGGAUGGUGGGGCACAAGGAGAUGGUGAUAAUGGGGCACAGGGUGGUGAUGAUGGUGGAAUACAAAGUGAUGAUAAUGGGGCACAGGGUGAUGAUGAUGAUGAUGAUGAUGAUGAUGAUGAUGAUGAUGAUGAUGAUGAUGAUGGAGAACAUGGUGUAUAUGAUGAUGGGGCACAGGGAGAUGGUGAUGAUGUUGGGGCACAGGGAGUUGAUGAUAAUGGGGCACAGGGUGAUGAUUAUAAUUGGGUACAGGGUGGUGGUGGUGGUGGUGAUGAUGAUGGGGCACAGGGGGAUGAUGAUGAUGAUGAAGUACAGAAUAAUGGUGAUAAUGGGGCACAGGGUGAUGAUGAUAAUUGGGUACAGGGUGGUGGUGAUGAUGAUGAUGAUGGGGUAAAAGGUGGUGAUGAUGAUGAUGAUGAUGAUGGGGCAAAUGGUGGUGAUGAUUAUGAUGAUGAUGGGGUACAGAAUUAUGGUGAUAAUGGAGCACAGAGUGGUGAUGAUGGUGGAAUACAAAUUGAUGAUAAUGGGGCACAGGGUGGUGAUGAUGGUGGAAUACAAAGUGAUGAUAAUGGGAUACAGGGUGAUGAUGAUGAUGAUGAUGAUGAUGAUGAUGAUGAUGAUGGAACACAUGGUGUAUAUGAUGAUGGGGCACAGGGAGAUGGUGAUGAUGUUGGGGCACAGGGAGAUGAUGAUAAUGGGGCACAGGGUGAUGAUGAUAAUUGGGUACAGGGUGGUGGUGGUGAUGAUGAUGAUGAUGAUGAUGAUGGGGCACAGGGUGGUGGUGAUGAUGAUGAUGAUGAUGAUGAUGAUGAUGAUGGGGUACAGAAUGAUGGUGAUAAUGGGGCACAGGAAGUCGAGGAAUUCUUGUGGAUUGAUGCAGAGAGGGCUUCUGAAACACUGGAGCGAACCUAUGAACACAGUGCCUAUGGCCUCCGUGAACGCGGGAUUGCCGGCUUCGAAAGGACACGACACUAUGACCAGGAUUACUAUAGAGACUCGCGUGACCGGAUCUUACAACGUGGAAUUUACUAUAAUUCUCGCCGCAGUCCAAGCCGCUUCGAUGCUUAUGAUCUGCGUUAUGAGUCUAGGACCCGGGAGCCGUUUACAUUGCCCAGCGUGGUACGCAGGGAUAUAUACAGAGAUGACGUUACCAGGGAGGUACGAAGGAGGCGCCGUAUCCGGAGACCCCAGCGCAGUCCUGGCCGAAAGUACAAGCCCAGCAGGAGUCGUUCACCCCGGUCUAGAAACCAGUCCCCUCAGGAACUGGCCAGCCAAGCGCCAAAGCCCGACAGGUCACCCAGCGGCAAUGGCAUCAAGAGUAGAUCCUCUAGUAGUGACUCUGUCAGCAGCAGAAACAGCCACAAUUCCGGGAGUGACGACAGCGAUGGAUGUGCCGCGGUUCCAGCUCCACCGUCCCAGCCGAUCUUAUCUCCGGAUAAACCACGCAAAAGUUUUGGAGUCAAGGUUCAGAAUUUGCCCGUGCGCUCUUCAGAUACAACCCUUAACGAGGGACUUUUUUAUGAGUUCAAGAAGUAUGGGAAGGUGACAUCUGUGCAGAUAUGUGGUGUGUCCAAGGAGAGAUACGGCCUGGUCUUUUUCAAGCAACAAGUAGAUCAGGAGGAAGCUCUUAGCGCUACCAAAGGCAGACGGUUUCUUGGUAUGAAGAUUGAAGUGACGGCAUUGGAGGAACCAGACGGUGAGAAUAAUAGCCAACCUCUGGAUGAUGAAAUAGAUGAUGAAAUAAAUGAAUUUCACCCCAAGGCCAGCAGGACUCUCUUCAUUGGUAACUUGGAGAAAACAGCCACCUGCUUUGAGCUAUAUAACGUAUUCCAGCAAUUUGGGGAUAUUGUGGAUGUUGACAUUAAGUUGGUGAAUGAAGUUCCUACGUACGCGUUUGUGGAGUACAUGGAUAUCACGAGUGUCUGUAAAGCCAUCAAUGAGAUGGAUCGAAAAUAUUUGGGGAAAAAUCGGCUGAAGCUGGGAUUUGGAAAGAGCAUUCCUAGCAACUGUGUGUUGAUAGACGGCCUGUCCUCCGGUGCCACUAAGACAUAUUUACGACGCUAUUUUAGACGUUAUGGGCCUGUGCUAAAGGUGGUGUAUGAUCACGUGAAACAUAGAGCUCUGGUUUUCUACAAGGAGACGGAGUUUGCCCAGGCAGCUGUACAAGAGACCAAGAACAAAAAGGUUUCUGGGACUAUUGUUAAGCUGGAUUUCGCCAAACAAGCUAUGCAGUUGGCUUUCCAUUCCUCCAUGGUUGUCCAGGAACAAGCUGCACAGGGGGACUGCGAAGUGACAUCAGAGAUGGGCAGCGACGCCGGCAGUGACUCCAGCGAUGGAUGUGCCGCAGUCCCAGCUCCUCCCUCCCAGUCAGAUGACGAUGAACCUCGCAAAAGUUUUGGGAUAAAAGUUGAGAAUCUCCCUGUGCGUCGUAGAGCUGCAGGUCUUCAAUACGCUAUCUAUAAGGAGUAUAAGAAGUACGGGGAGCUGCUGGCGGUACAGAUUCGCGGUGCACACGAGAAGUUAUACGGCCUGGUGUUUUUCAGGCAUCAGGAGGAUCAGCAGGACGCCCUUAACGCCUCAGAAGGCAAAGUGAUUCUGGGCUUUCCGAUCAAAGCGACCGCCUGGGAGGAAACGGAAAUAGAAACUGAGUUUGAGUUACCACUUCUGGACAAGACAAUAGAUGAAUUUCACCCCAAGGCCACCAGGACUCUCUUGAUUGGUAAUUUGGAGGAAACUAUCACCAGCCCUGAGCUUCAUAACGUUUUCCAGCAAUUCGGGGAGAUUGUGGAUAUUGAAAUCGAGAAGGUGCAUGAACAGCCAACCCACGCGCUGCUGCAGUACUGCGAUAUCACAAGUGCCUGUAAAGCCAUUAGGCAGAUGCAUGGAGAAUAUCUGGGGAAGAAACCGUUAAAGGUGGCAUUUGGGAAAAGCGUGCCCACCGACUGUGUUUGGAUAGGCGGAUUACCCAUGUAUGUUUCUGAAGAGUAUUUAACGCACCAUUUCAACCAGUAUGGACCUGUGCUAAAGGUGCUAUAUGAUCGCGUGAAAGGCAUGGCUCUGGUUCUCUACAGUGAAGUGGAAUUUGCCCAGGCAGCCAUAAAAGAGACCAAGGGGAGGAAACUUGCUGGUACUAAGAUUAAGCUGGAUUUCGCCAACCAAGCCAGCAAGCUGGCUUUCCAUCAUUCCAUGGAGGCUGCGGAACAGGCUGGCUGUGACGCGACACCGGAGGACUGUGACGUGACUUCGGAGAUGGGCAGUGACGCCGAGAGUGACUCCAGUGACGGAUGUGCCGCAGUCCCCGCCCCUCCAUCCCAGCCGCUGCGUGAGAACAAAGAACCUCGCAAAGGUUUUGGGAUAAAAGUUGAGAGUGGCCCCGGGCGUCGUAAAGCUACAGACUUUAAAUUUGCCCUCUGUAAGGAGUUUAAGAAGUACGGGGAGCUGCUGGCUGUACAGGUGCACGGCCCACCCAAGCAGAGGUACGGCCUGGUCUUUUUCAAGCACCAGGAGGAGCAGCAGAAAGCCCUGAAAACCUCAAAAGGAAACCGAUUUCUUGGCUGGAAGAUAAAAAUGACUGAGUGGGAGAAAUCAGAAAUAGAAAGUGAGAUUGAGUUACCACUCAAGAAAGAGAAAAUGGAUGAAUUUCACCCCUGGGCCACCAGGACUCUCUUCGUUGGUAAUUUAGAAGAAACCACCACUCGCCUUUCCCUACGUAACGUUUUCCAGCAAUUCGGAGAGAUUGUGGAUAUUGAAAUCAAGUCUGUGCAUGGAGUUCCUCAGUAUGCGUUUGUGCAGUACUGCGAUAUCACCAGUGUCUGUGAAGCCAUUAGUAAGAUGCAAGGAGAAUAUCUGGGGAAGAAACGGUUAAAGGUGGGAUUUGGGAAAUGCUUGAUAACCGACUGCGUGUGGAUAGGCGGAUUGCCCAGCGAUGUUUCCGACAAGUAUUUAAUGCGCCAUUUUAUCCAAUAUGGCCCUGUGCUAAAGGUGGUGUAUGAUCGCGUGAAAGGCAGAGCUCUGGUUCUCUACAGUGAGACUGAAUUUGCCCAGGCAGCUGUAAAAGCGACCAAGAGGAGGAAGAUCUCUGGGAGUAAGGUUAAGGUGGACUUUGCAAACCAAGGGGGGCAGCUGGCUUUCUGUAGCUCCAUGGGACUUAGCAUACAGGAAAUCUAUGACCUAGUAGAGGACAGAUAGCGGAGCGUUGUGCAUGUGGCUGGAGGGGUGUCCUGUUUCCCAUGGAGUAGAAUUCACGUCGGCAGCUGCUGAAGUAUCCAAUCCGGAUGUUAGGAUUGCCGUUGUCGUAGGAGGAGGAGUUACUACUUUUAAAAGUCAUCCCAGCGCAAAAUGUUUAGUUGCUCUCUUAGGAAUCUAAGUGCUGUCCUUAAGUUUUGUUCUCUUGGGGGCAAAUUACCUGACCAGAAACAGGUGCUGCAGCAUUUGAUUUACCGAUGGACGCAAUACCGACAGUUAUAAUCUCGACACCCAUUGACCGACAGUCAAAAUACCGACAUUCAUUAUGCAGACUUUUUCAAAAUGCUGACAUAGUCAGAAUACCUAACUUCGAAAUGCCAACAUGUCAAAAUGCCGACAUGAGGAAUAUUGCGAGCCGUGCAAGGGGAGGUGGUACACUUAGACCCAGACAAAUUCAUGUUGGUAUUUUGACAUGUCAGCAUUUUGAACAUGUCUGUAUUUUGACUGUAGGCCAAUGGAAUUAUGACCGUCGGUAAUCCGUACUGACCCCGCAGGGAAUGCCGGUUAAGGACGUGUGAUUAUGCUCUUGCCGGUAAUUGGUAAUGAAAAUUGUAAUCCUUCUAUUAUGCGUUUCAAAUUAACAUUUUACACAUUUGUGUUUCCUAUGUAUGUUCCAUGUGUGUAAUAAAUCUCCCAUGUGUAACACAA